Molecule: messenger RNA, 865 nt
Organism: Liolophura sinensis
Lineage: Eukaryota; Metazoa; Mollusca; Polyplacophora; Chitonida; Chitonidae
Exons: 6
Coding region: 94-726 (210 amino acids)
Cellular component (GO): extracellular region
Molecular function (GO): chitin binding
Source: RefSeq, a predicted model, not a curated record
ACUAAGAGGGCAAAUAUAAUAUUGUUCAGACGGCAGAAUCACAGGAGAAGUUCGGCAACAUCGGUACACUAACCUGGACAAUUGAGUUUCAACAUGGAUUUCAAACUGUUGCGUCUUCUCCUUCCAAUCAUGGCCACGGUUGGCUUGGUCGUCUCUCAGAAUGAUCAAAUGAAUGCUGUCCCAUUGGCCGAGCUUUUGCAAAAAUGCAGUGGUAUGGAUGCGGGUAUGAGUGUAGGGUUGAACGCAGACUGCCGCACAUAUGCCGUGUGCCCGGAGCGCUACAACAUGAGACAGUUUCCUAUCCAGUUUUGCGCGCCAGGAACUCUGUUUGACAGCGUCCUCAACCAGUGCAAUGCUCCCGAAUUCGUCGACUGUGCGGGGUCAGGAUUAGCCGAUCCGUGUGCCGGUCAGGCUGAUGGUAAUAGGGAAGACGCCAUGAGGAGUGGGCCAGCCAAAGGUGCAGUUCUCGUUUGUCAAGAAGGCCGAACUGUUGGUGGAGUCAGUUGUAACCAAUGCGAGCAGUAUUCUCCCAACUCAGAAACAGGUUGUUCUCCAAUCCCAGACUGCGUCCGGAACGAACCACAAUUCACUUGCAACCUGGAAGUGAACCCAGAAAACAGCGCCCAGUUCAUUGCUUUGGCGCCAGGUGGUAAUAUCGUAAUGGAUUGUUCUAACGGUACUGUAUUCAACCAGGAGGCCUGUGGGUGUGUUGUCUUCGGUUCUUAGUUUUGGAACUAAGCUUCCGGUAUGCAGGAAACCCAGUAUUGACGACUGGCUACAAAGGAAGUUAACGCUGGCGUUUCACAGAAAUAGAAACGAUAUAUUAGAUGGAAAAGAACUCGUUAUUUUGUUCAAACAACAAUAC